AGAAAGUAGAAAUACGAGGAGCGAGCAUUUGGGGAAAUAAAAGCAACCGUGUUUUAUUUUGAUGCGUCGUUACUGACAGCUAGCAUCUGCUGCUAGCCUACAGCUCUGCUCCGGAGGGGGGUGGGAACGAUUUGCAUGCAAAGAGAAAAAAAAGAUUUUGAAAUUGGGGAUUUCUUUGCUCGUCUGUGGGGAAUGAUUGGUACCAACGUGGCCCGUCGAUUGCGAUCUUUUUCUGGUGCUAGCAGCGUAGCAAAGACUAGCCUAAAGAAAGGGGAGGAGAGACGGUGAAAAAGGACGCAUUCAAAUCAAAUGUUUAUCAGCAAUUCGCCCAUCACCGGCCGAAUCCGCGGCAUCUCCAUCAUGACCGAGACUGAUUUUGGACUACAUUUGCAUUCGUGGAAAUGAUAAAUGUGAAAGGCGUAGGAAAAGGAGAAAGGCUGGCUUUUUUUGGAGGUGGUUGGAUUAUAACCCCGUAGACCCCCCUCUUUUUUCAUCCAGCUUUCUCCUCCUCCCCUCCAUUUCUCUUUCAAUAUGCUGUUUUCCACUCCUGAGGACUUGCUUAUGAAACCGGGGAAAAUAGCCUGAAACCGAGAACGGGAAAGACUGGGAUUUUUUUUUUCCGUGAUCUGCUCUGCGACGUUCUCGUUGCUUUCGUCCUCAUCGUACACAUUGUACAACACAUAAAUGGAUAGAAAUUACCCGGGAACAGGAUUCGGCGAUUUGGGCGCAGGAGCAGGAUGGAGUUACGAGAGAUCGGCAAAAGCAAGUCUUGUAUAUGGGAGUUCCAGAUCAUCCCACCCUGAGUCUGAGCUCCUUCACCGGCAAGCCUAUGCGACCCCACACCCUCUGCAGGGCUAUGCCACCAAUCACCACCCAGGGAGCUCUGGCCAAGGCGGGGCUUGGGGAGCAGCUGGACGGAGUUUGGGUCUGUCGGGGCUCUUUGACACUGGCCUGCACCAUGCCAGCCCCUCUGCCCCCGAUGCCUCCGUCAUGAAUCUGAUUUCAGCCCUGGAGUCCCGGGGUCCCCAGCCUCCACCCUCUGCCUCCUCCCUUCUCUCGCAGUUCCGCACGCCAUCCUGGCAGACAGCGAUGCACACACCUGCUCCACCUGAACUGUUCAUCUCUGGAGCCCUUCCUGGCUCUGGCUCCUUCCCUUCCUCCUCAGCUCUCUCAGCCUAUCAGCAUCCAGCAUCCUUCUCCAGCCGUUCUUUCCCCGCCGCCUCCCUCUCCCUCCAGGACACGCCUACGUUUAGUCCCACAUCCAAUGGCCUGCUCUCCCCACAUGACCCCCUACUACACAUCAAGGCCCCUUCCCAGUCUAGCCUGGGUUUUGAUAGACUCCUGUCCUCGCAGGGUGCCGCUGCAGCUGCCUAUAGGGGCAGCCAGGAUCCCACGAGUGCCACAUCAGCCCAGGCGUCCUCUGCCAGGCACCUGCAGUCACACCAGUUCAACCUGCUGUCAUCCCAGCUCCAGGACCAGUCAUCCCAGCUGUACAAUGCAUCAGUCUUUUCUUCAGCCCAGCCCCAACCUCAGUCCCAGUCCCAGUCUAAUUCGGCUCAGGAACGGGCUGUGCCCCGGCAGGACAGCGUUAUCAAGCACUACCAGCGGCCCACACCAGCUCAGUCACAGCUCUCAUCCUCUGCUGCCCACUCCCUUCAGCACUACCUCAGCUGUGGAGGGGCAGGGUACCAGCAGAUUGCCACCCACCACAGGCAUGCUGGUCUUUCUUGCAGUCCCUUGGGAGACCAGAGCCCGUCGUCUGAUCACAAGCCCACCUCUCGCACUGAACAGUAUCGGCCAAUCAUCCAGCCUCCCUAUUCCUCCUCCUCCUCCUCCUCGUCUUCUUCCUCAGCUGGGAAAGGUACCAAAAGCAGUUCCAGCAGUGGCUAUUCUUCUGCCAGUUCAGCAUCAUCUUCAAGAACCCCUCACACACCCCCUUCUGCGUCCUCAACCUCCUCUUCCUCCUCAUCUUCUUCUGCCACCUCUGGGGCUCAUCCUUCCAACUCAAUCCCCACCUCCAGCUCCAGUGCAGCCCCUUCCAGGCAACAACCACCCCCUCAGCCAGCUCCUCCUCCCCCAGCCCCUCAGCAGCAGCAGCCCCCUGCCACCUCCACCUCAGCACCCCAGUCUCUCCCCAAAUCCUGCCUCUCAGGCUAUGGUUCUCCUGUGCCCCCAGUGAAGACCCCCACUUCUGCUCUUACUGGUCAGACCCCACCCCAACAACAGACACAGUCUUAUUCCCCUAAUCAGCCACCUACUUCCCACCUGGCUCAGUCCUAUGGAGGCUUCAGUUCACCACAAGCCCAAGACCUGAGCUCAGGUACGGGUGGGAAAGGCUAUGGCAGUUUAGGGGGGCGAAGCCAGUCAUACUCCACUGAUAUAUAUGGAGCUGACUCUGCUUAUGGAUCACUUCCAUCCUCUCUGGGUGGAGCUGGAAGCCCAUCACUAGGCUACGGAGCCCCAGGUCACUCCCCUGCCCUAUUAAGGUCAAGUGGUUCAUCAGGUAGUGGAGCAUCUGGGGGAGGAAGCAGUAGUGGCACAGGAAGUGGGAACUCUGGGUCAGGAGGAGGAGGGGGAAAUAGUAUGACCAAUGAGAGAGGUGGAGGUGGCAGUGGUGGAGGGUCUUAUCAUAUUCCAGACUCUAGCCCUUCUCCAUCAGGCAACUCAGGCAUCAUCCGUCCAGGGUUGCACUCCCCAGUGCCCUCCUGCCCCACACAAUCUCCAGGGGGUGCAGGCUCCAAUAAAUAUAUUUCCUCAGUUCUCUCCCCCACCUUCCUAGCCUCCCCACAGGGUUACCCCGACACCAGAGGCCCCAGCUCCCAACCUCAGUCUUAUCAUUCCACCUCCGCCAAAACAAAGGCAGACACUUCCAUGCUAGGAGUGGGCUCUCAGAGGUCCCAAGAGGAAGUAGAUGACGACGAUGAGUUCUUGAUCCAGCAUCUGCUGCAAGCCCAAGCAAGUCCUGCUCCCCAGGCUGGUCAUCAUCAUCCUCAACAACAGCCCCAACAGACGUCCCAACAAACACAGCCUCAGCCCCAGUCAGUGCCCCCAACCACUGACUCAGGGAAAGGGCUGAGCUAUGACAUGGGUAAGACCUCUGAGGAGAGAUACCACCCCCAGAGUGUCAUACGUACCCACAGUGCCACAUCUGCUGCUGGAGUAGGUAGCGCGGGGUCUGGAGGGUCCAUCUCAGGACUGGAGAACCAGCUGGAGAUGUCACUAAAGAAACAACAGCAACAACAUCAACAACACCAUCAUCAACAGCAGCAAAGAAACGAGAGGUCUGUUGGAAGCAGCAGGAGCAGCGGAGGGAGAGGCAAUGCUGAACAAGUGCACUCCCACCUCCAUCACCAUGACAACCUAGGCUCAGUAGUCCACUACGGCCGGGGUGAUCCAUACACGCAACACUCCUUAGCUCCUCAGCACUCCUCACAUAGUCAGCAUGUGUCCUCACACACACAGAUACCGUCCCACACCCAAAUGGAGCUCCAAAAGAAGCCACAGGAGCGCGCUGAAAUCCCUUAUCCUCGGAAAACACCGGAGGUCCAGCAACAGCAUUCCCAGUCUCAAGCUGCCGCCUCCCUCAUGGACUCUCCCACUGAUCAGUCUCGUCAGCCACCACACCUACUGCAGUCAGUCCUGUCUCACACCACCCGCAACAAGAUGGACUCUCAUCGGCAACACCAACAGCAUCACAAAAUGGACUCCCACCAACCGCAUCAGCAGCACCCAAAAAUGGACUCCCACCCUCAGCAUCAACAGCACCAGAAGAUGGACUCCCAUCAGCAUCAACAGCACCACAAAAUUGAUUCUCAUACACAACAUCAACAGCACCAUAAAAUGGACUCUCAUCCCCAACAGCAGCACUCUAUCAGCCAACAACAAGCUGUAAUGGAAAGUGCUGGUGGGACACUUGGCUCAAGUAAACAUCAGGCUCAGCCUCAGUCCCAAACCACCCAGCUACAGCUUCAACUCCAGUCCCAGGCUUUGGAGGUGGCAGCGGCUCACUACAACCACGGGCCCCCUCCACAUCAGCAUGAGCAGAGCCAGGUUAAACAAAGCUCAGUGGUGUCUUCCUUGGACAUGCUGGAGCGCUCCCUUUCACAGACUUCCAGCACAGACGUAGCUGUUGCAGAGGACAGGCGUGGUGGAGCAGGCAGCGGGGGAAGGAGUGGAGGUAGCAAUGAGCGCCACAGACAGCAAGAGCAGCAGCAGAGGCAGCACCCAUCCCACCACCACUCACAGCAACACUCAGCCUCUGAACUCCACUCUUUCCUCUCUGAGCCCGAUAUGGGCUUGUCAACGCCAUCUCACAUGCACCAUCUUUCACAACACCACCCGCAGCAGCAGCAACAACAGCAGCACCCGAGCUCUCAGCACCAACAAACCCACUCUCACCACCCUCACACCCAACCCCACCCUCACCAUAUACCCCCACCUUCUGCCUCCGCCCACUCCCAGCCUCAACCUGACCCACAGCAACCACUCUCAUCCCAGCUCACCCCUCAGCAGAGCCAGCUGGACCAGCAGCGCUCAGAGCAGCACCAGUUUGACACAGUCAGCCCAGUGGAGAAAGCAGACCAGAAUCAACAAAGUAACCGCUUUGUACCCCUGACGUCCAUCUGCUUCCCGGACUCCCUCCUUCAGGAUGAGGACCGCUCCUUUUUUCCAGGAAUGGAAGAUAUGUUUUGUGCAGAGGACUACAAGUCAAGCUGUGCUGGAGGUGCAGGACCAGGACAGGAAGAGAUGAAUGACAGCCACACUGGGCAAGAGGGAAUGGAUUCCAUGAAAGCUGGACAGAGUGCAGGUGGAGCAGGGGGGAGUAGUGGAGCUAGCUAUGACAUAAUGGGUCACCAUGGUGGAGAUCAGGGUUAUGAACCAUACUGUCAUGGCCUGGAAGAACCAAGCAACAACACCAUGACUCUGGAUCUAGACUCUCUUAAAACCCAUGAGCUUCCUUCCACUGUCAACACUGAACAGCUAGGAUUGAUACAGUCUCAGGCCCCAGCUAUGGGUAUGGGCUCCAAUUCUGCUGGUCCUAACAACUCUGGAGCUAAACUGUCCUCUGGGCCUGGAGGACCUGGCACAGGAGCUGGUCCUGGAGGCCUCCAGUCUCCCAUCUUCUGCUCAUCUCGUCCCAAGAAGCUCCUCAAGUCCAGCUCUUUCCACCUGUUGAAGGAGCGCCGAGACCCCAACACACUGCCUAAGAAAAGUUAUGCUCAAGAAUAUGAGUUUGAAGAUGAUGAGGAUAAAGCCGACCAGCCAGCUGACAUCCGGUUAAAUAGCCGGAGGCUCCCGGACCUAUUACCAGACUUGGUGUCCAGCUGCAGAAAGGGAGGAGGAGGAAGUGGGUCUCUCAGUCCUUUAAUGGGUGACAUUGAUUUCUACCACUCCUCUGGCUACUCCUCUAUGGGUUCACACACUCUUCUGCCACAGGAUGGACCCAAGAAGAGGGGCCGAAAGCCCACAAGACCCAAGAGAGAAGGUCCACCGAGGCCAAGAGGCAGGCCUCGCAUCCGUCCAAUGCCUGAGCCUUACACUCCACGAGGGAUGAUGGGGGAGAUGGGUGGAACAACAGUAGGAGGGGGAUUCAGCGUGGAGGGACGAGGUAGGGGCAGGGGCCGUGGAAGCCGAGGUAGAGGAGGAAGGAGAGAGGAUAUGUACAUGGAAAUGAGUGGGAAGGAGCAGGAUCAGAUGCACCACCAUCACCUCCAUCAGCAGCAGCCACAGCAGCUCCAUCACCAGCCCCAACAGCAGCUGCACGAGCCUAUUCCACCUCUGAAGAUCAAGUUACCAAUUGGUACUAUGUCUUCCUCCGAUGCCUUGCUGAGGACGGACUCUUUGUCUGGCACGGACCCUGCUUUGUCGGAUGGCUCAGUGGGCUCUGCUCCGUCACUUGGUUUAAGUCCUGGACCCCCCUGCAGCGCUGACAGCACCAGAAGUCAGGACAAGAACAAGCAGAAGAACCAGAUGAUGAGUGAAGGAGUUGAUGAAGAGGGGCUGGAGGACAGGGGCGAUGAGAAGGACUCUGAGUCCAAGGCUGGCUUCGUCGCUUCAUUCUUGGACUUCCUCAAGACAGGGAAAAGACCUCCAGGCUUGGACAUCUCUCCAGGAAUGGAACAUGACAACGGUGAAAACUCGCCCUGUAAAUCAGGUGGUCUGCGCCCUCUGUCUCCUGCGCCGCCUCCUCCACCACCGCCACCUCCAUUCGGGGACAGUGAAGGGAAUGGGGGUCUAGCUUUGGGGAACUGCUCCAGCCCCAAGCGCUUGGAAGAUGAGCUGAAGAGGAACCUGGAGACCUUGCCGUCGUUCUCCUCUGAUGAGGAGGACUCCGUCGGAAAGAACCAGGACCUCCAGAAGAGCAUCUCCUCAGCCAUUUCUGCUCUGUAUGACACUCCUCAGCUAACCUCUAACAUCCAGCCCCCUCUAUCUCCUCCACCUCCCCAGCCUCAGCCUCAGCCUCAGCCUGCUCAGUCCCCACUUACUCCCACUCUGCAGCCCCCUACGCUUAGCCCACAGCCUGCCAUGCACACCCCUCACGCCCUGCCCCAUUCCAAUGAACCUGAUGUCCUCCAGCCAGAAGAUGGAGACAUGGAUGAGAACAAAGAGGAGGAGAAUGAGGAGGAGAGAAGCACAGGAGGGGAUGAAGAGAGUGAUAUCACAGAGGAGAGAGAACCACAGCUGGAAACCCUGGGUGCCCCUAAUCUUGACGCGCCCCCCCUCCCUGAGAUUCCUCCUGCACCGGCAACUCCUGAACCUCCCUCUGUCCCACCAUCUCCCACCUCAUCCUCUUCUCCUUCUCACUCCCCCCUCCCUCCCCUCUCGCUUCCCUCACCCCUACCCCCGCCAGAAGAACAACAGGAGAACUCCCAGCCUCCGAGCCCUGUCGCUCCCACAUCCCCCUCUCCACCGCCUCCGCCACCCGCCACUCUCCCUCAGCCGGCCACUCCCCCUCCGACUUCCCCUCCUCCCCCAUCCUCACCGCAGAAGGAGUCUCCCAUGCCAUCUCCAGAGUCCCCCGCUUCUCCCGAAGAGCCCCCACCUCCUAAGAUCACCUCCCUGCACCUUGCCCAGAAGCAAGAAGAUGCUGCCAUUGCUGGAGAGAGUGAAGAGGAUGAGAGCGAGAGUGGAGGGGAGGGCAUCUUCAGGGAAAGGGACGAGUUUGUGGUGCGGGUGGAGGACAUUCGAACUCUAAAGCUGGCCCUGCAGACGGGCCGUGAGCCUCCGCCCAUCUGGAGGGUGCAGAAAGCCCUGCUGCAGAAGUUCAGCCCAGAGAUCAAAGAUGGACAGAGACAGUUCUGCGCCACAAGCAACUAUCUUGGCUACUUUGGAGAUGCCAAGAGGCGAUACCAGCGAAUCUAUGUCAAGUUUCUGGAGAACGUCAACAAGAAGGACUAUGUCAGAGUCUGCUCUCGGAGACCUUGGCGCAGAGCCACACCUGCUCUCAGACGUCAGUCCCUCCCCAAAAUGGCUUCCCCCCCUGCCAGCCAGGCGCCACCAAGAGUAGUUGAGAAAGAGGAGAGAGCGGCUCCGCCAGUCCAGCGCGAACAGAGGGAGAAAACCAGAACGGCAAGCACAACGACAAAAGAACCGCGGGAGAAGAAGGAGGCUUCAGCCGCCGUGCUCAAAGCUAAGGAGAAGGAGAAAGAGAGAGAGCCGGAGGGGAAGAGAGCGCAGCUGCAGCAGGAGAAAGUGGAGAAACGUGCCGCCGCAGCAGAACGAGGUAGAGCGAAGGAGGAGAAGAGAGCGGUGGAGAGGAAGGAGAAGGAAAAGGCUGACCGCCCACCCAAGUCCAAGCCAGCCAAAGUGAAGGCAGAGCCACCGCCUAAGAAGAGGAAGAAGUGGCUGAAGGAAAUACCUUCAUCAUCCGACUCCGACUCAUCAGAGGAGGCAGCUAGUGAGAAUGAAAUGCCAGUGAAAGGCGGAGUGAACAACCGUGCCAUGAGGGAGAUGUUCAGGAGCUACGUGGAGAUGCUGGUCAGCACGGCCCUGGACCCCGACAUGAUCCAGGCCCUGGAGGACACAGACGAUGAGCUUUACCUCCCACCGAUGAGGAAGAUUGACAGCAUCCUCAGCGAACAGAAGAGGAGGUUGUUGAGGAGAGUCAGCAUGAGCUCUCAGCACCAGGAGGUCCUGCAUGCUUACCCCCAGAUCAUUGUAGACCCCCUGGACUCAGGAGUGGUGAGGGUGCGGCUAAGCGGGGAUGCUUACAACCGCAAGACCCUCAACAGAGUCAAAAAGUCCCUGCCUAAACCACAGGACCUUAAACUGUCAACCGAUUCAUAUCGGAUCUACAGUCUCUACCACUCCCUGCAUCACUAUAAAUACCACACCUUCUUACAGUGCAAGAAAGAGACCAACACCAUCGAGCAGGCGGCCGAGGACCCGGGCCAAGAGGAAGUGGUGCAGCAGUGCAUGGCCAACCAGAGCUGGCUGGACACCCUCUUCGGCUCCUUCAUUGAGCUGCUCACGCUCAGCACCAAAGCCUGAGGCGACCACAAAAUGAGAGCAGGAACGAGUAAAAGAAAGAGGAUUUAAAAAAAAAAAAAAAAAAUCCAAAAAAUGGAAAGAGAAGGA
Messenger RNA from Chelmon rostratus (copperband butterflyfish), 8577 nucleotides. It is a transcript of the gene prr12a, whose product is annotated as proline rich 12a. The record is from RefSeq and is a predicted model, not a curated record. The transcript is spliced from 15 exons. Bases 685 to 8490 code for a protein of 2601 amino acids. NCBI's taxonomy places the organism in Eukaryota, Metazoa, Chordata, Actinopteri, Chaetodontiformes, Chaetodontidae.